Messenger RNA from Rotaria sordida, 363 nucleotides. NCBI's taxonomy places the organism in Eukaryota, Metazoa, Rotifera, Eurotatoria, Philodinida, Philodinidae. The record is from the annotation of a GenBank genome assembly.
AUGUAUCCACCUGCAUUAGAAGAAUUUUCAUUUAUUACGGAUAAUACAUAUGAAACAAAACAUAUUCUUGGUAUCGAACAAAUUAUUAUGAAAGACAAGGAGAACAAAAUAACAACGGAUUUCGGUAGUGGUGGUAAGUUUCUAUAUACUUCAAUUUUUAUUGAAAAUUCACCAACAGCUUCGGGAAAGCGUGAAAAUGUAACAAGAAAAAUGUAUACAAAUGAUAUGAUUGAAAUAGGUGCUGCUCGUCAUAAUGAAGAAAAAUUAUUAUCAUCAUCACCAAAAGCAUCACCAUUAAUUCAACAACAACAAUCAUCAUCUUCAGUUCAUCAUCAUCAUCACUACCAAAAGCAUCACCAUUAA